AUGCCCAAUAGCACUGAAUCUACCAACCUAUGUCAGAUAUAUCUGACGUAUAUUGAGAUUACUGUGAACAUAAUUACCAUGAUAUUGAACUGCUAUUUUACACUUAGGAUCAGCCAACUGCCAACCUUUAAUGCUAACUUCAGGUACAUGAUGGUAGGUUGUUUUACAUUUGAUAAAGUAUUUUAUGCGUAAUCAUAGAUACAUGAUAAAGAAAAGCACGUACAGCAUACCACAAUGUGUUCAAUUUUAAAACAUAACUGUUUCCGUCCGUUCCUUAGUAAUCAUAUCACAUUCAGGUAUUCCAAACCUUCAUGACGUGUACAAUCAACUUUAUUCAUCCACUCGAGUCCUUGACUCCAGUAGAAUUCUACAGUUUAGAAGCGGGUAACAUAAAAGGAAGUGUGUUCUUCUACACUUUGAUAGUGAUACAACAUUUCGCCACUUUUGUGUUCGAAAGUAAAUACAUGUUGAUAGCCAUCGAACGAGUAAUAGCUUACCGUGAAAGAGCUACGUACGAAAAUAGAGAUUCUACGUUGGCAAAGAAGAUUCUGUUGUGGUUUGUGAGUUUUUCAGUAAAUUUUUAAUGUUUUUAUGUGUUUUAGUUUUCAUUUUGUUUGGAUUAUUAUUUCAAAGUAUUUUAUUUUAGUAUGUUGUACAUGUUAUCACGAAAAAUGUCACAUAAUAUUACAACUUAAAGUAAUAUUUUUAUGUUUUAGGCCCUAUUAUGUAUAUUUAUAUUGUUUAUAAAAACCCAAGUGCUGUGGAAUGCAUAUUCCGACUUUCCAGUGGAUGUUCGCCUAAGGCGAUCUUUAAUGAUUGGCCGAUCUUACUAUGGCUACUGCUUUAACUACAUAAUCGCAGUGAUAUCUAUAGCUGUCGCUGUAUUUGUAAGUCAUAUUAUUAAAAAAUUCUUUCCUUUGUAGCAACAAGCAGACAACAAUAUCAAUAACAUACCACAAUAUUUUCAGUUUUUUUACAAAAUCCAUGUGGACAUACUCGAGAAGCACGAGUACUCAUCCUUGAGUGAAAACUUUGAAGUACGACAAACAAAGAUGGUACUGGCUUAUAUGAAAAGCCUGGUCAAAGCAUUUUUUGUUCUACUCGCCGCUUGUGGUACCGGAGUCGGAGUUGUAACAUACUACAAGUUUGUAGUUGACGUUACAGAAGACCAUCCUUUCAUUGUAACUACAUACACAUGCAUGUUCAUCAGUCUGUGUUUCUACAAUCUGGCUUCCAUCUUGUACAUGAUACGAUCAUUCCCUCCGCUGCGACGUGCCAUUUUAAAGGACUUACCGUGUUUACGAGAGAGGCGAGUAUCAGAUAGCACUUGUGACAAAGCCAAAAUGGAAACAGAACAAUAUUUUAGCCAGCUUAAGGUUAUGUGGAAGUGA
Messenger RNA from Bursaphelenchus okinawaensis, 1391 nucleotides. NCBI's taxonomy places the organism in Eukaryota, Metazoa, Nematoda, Chromadorea, Rhabditida, Aphelenchoididae. The record is from the annotation of a GenBank genome assembly.